Molecule: messenger RNA, 2731 nt
Organism: Actinia tenebrosa (Australian red waratah sea anemone)
Lineage: Eukaryota; Metazoa; Cnidaria; Anthozoa; Actiniaria; Actiniidae
Product: centrosomal protein of 63 kDa
Biological process (GO): centriole replication; de novo centriole assembly involved in multi-ciliated epithelial cell differentiation
Cellular component (GO): centriole
Source: RefSeq, a predicted model, not a curated record
UUUGUAUUGUGAAUCACACGUUGUAAGCUCACAACAAAACUGAAAUCCAAUUAUCAGCUACAUGCAAACAUACUGUAUAUGCACCUGCUACCAGAUUAUAGCAUCCUGCUUCACUGAUAUCACACCAACAACACCUACCUCCAUCUACGACAUGCUGUCCUACUCUUAGUAUGCCACCAACUUGGCAUCUGAAAUCUAUAAGACAUUCACUGAUACAACAAGCCUUUGGUUUUAAAAUGUCUAGUUUUCUUUGCAUCAAAUGUGAGAAAAAGGAAGCCCUUACUUCAUGUCUAACUUGUGAUGGUGGUCUGUGUACUAAAUGCUGGGAUAUCAUGCAUUAUAAGCUAAUGCGUCAGAUUGACCUGAUGGUUACUGCUAAGAAAGCAGAGUGGGAAAACCACAUGCAUGCCGUCCAGAUUCAACUGGAAAAGAGAAACAAGGAAGUUGGGUUUGUCAGGGCACAGCUGGAACAAAAAAAUCAAGAGGUGGAGAAGCUACAGUACAGAGUAGAUGAGAUGGAGAUGAACCAAAGAGAUGGCAUAUCUGAGUAUGAACAACAAGUUAUGCACCUGAAGGAGGAAGUUGAUAAUUUGAAGUAUGAACAUGAAAAGAUUCAAAAGAAAAGUGAAAAGCAAGUCCUUCAAGGAGAGAAAGAAAAAGAACAGCUUGUCUUAGACUUGAAUGCAAGAGAUGCAGAGGUGCAAAGAUUAAAAGAGCGACUUGAGGAGUACAAGUUGAAGGUAUUAGAAUGGGAGGGAGCUCGUCAUGCAUGGGAAGAAAGAAUCAGAGGGCUAGAAAAUCAAAAGAAAACACUUCUAGAAAAGAGUGAUAUGACCCAGCAACAGCUGCUUGGUUACCAAAACCAACUGAACAAAAGAAGAAAUAUACUUGACAAUAUGGAACACAGCCGUCAGCGUGAAAUACGAGACUUGGAAGCUCAGCUGGAAAGAAUCAAAGAAGAAUCUGAAAGUAAAGAAGACACAAUAACUGAGCUUAAAGAUUCUCUAGACAGUGCGUUAUCGGCCAGCAAGCAACAGGCCUCAGAAAUUGCUCAGUUGCAAGAAGAUUUGAGGGUUGCACUUGAUGCUUUACAGCAAUUGGAAGAUGAAAAGGCACAUGUUUUGGAAGAGUUGCAUUCAAGAGAUCACCUUAUCCAGGCAGCAGAAGUAGAUCAACUGAAGCAUGCUGAUGAUAUUAUGAAGCUAGAACAAAGUCUAACACUAAAGGACGAAGUAAUAAGGAAGUUUGAAGGUGCUACCACAAGAACCGAGAACAUGGAACUGAGAAGGCUAAAAGAGGAUUUGAGAACUUCUAGAAUUGAAAUGCAAUCUCAUAUUGAUUCUGAAGCAUUCCUUAAAGAGCAGCUGGAGCAUACAACUCAGAAAUUGGAAACAUCUAACAAGACAAAUGCCAAGCUGCAGGCACAACUGAAAAGAAAGGAAGAAGAACUAAGGAAAAUAACGGAGGACGAUUUUCAACACCUGACCGCAGAAAGGAAUAAGUUACAAGAAAAGUUAUAUUCCUUAGAAGAAGGACACGCUGGUGCUCUGAACGGCAUGAAGAGCGAAGUAGAUAAUUUGGCCUUGCAGCUUCACAAAAGGGAUACGUCCAUGGCUGAUGUCAGUGAAAAACUACAAAGAAUGGAGAAAGAAUUGAGAGAAGCUACAAACCGUUACGACAGAUGUGGUGCAGAGUUGCAAGUGACUAACGCUCAACUAGAUGCACUACGAAUAGAGAACAAGCACCUGAGAGAUGCUGCACGUGACCAGCUAGAUAUAUCUGAGGUAUACCAGGGAAAUAUGGAGUUUAUUGCACAAUUAGAGGCUGAUAACAGAGUACUUAGAAUGGAGGUUGUAUCUUUACGGGAACAGCUCAGUGCUGUAGAGGUUAACCAACAAGACAAAUUACGUUCUGCGUUGAAAAAAAGUCAACAUACCCUAGACGACAUUAAACAAAAUGAAUUCAGACGCCAUAGUGAACUCCAAACUGAAUCAGAACGUAAGAUAGCAGCGCUAGAGGCGCGACUGGAAUCAACGAUACGAAUAUACGAAACCCAACUACACUUCACACAGUCAGAAAAUGAACGACUUAAAAUGAACCAAUCAAAAGGAAAAGUAUACCAACAAGCUUCUGCAUACACAUCUUUACCAAAUGGUACGAGUGUUCUUCCUGAGUAUGUGCCUAAACGACAACCACAAGACAUUAGCCAUACUAGUGUUAGUGACUACACCGACACUGAAGCACUCACCUAUGCAGACCUUGGUGGUGCGGCUAUUGUAUCAGAGUCAGAGAGGUCUGCUACUCCUCGUGGCUCGCGGCGAACGUCUCUCACAGCUGAUUUCGUUGCUGAAGAGAAUAGACGAGAAAGAGAACUAGAAAGAAUCCUGGAUGGUAGAAUAGAAGACUUGAAAACUAAUACAGACUAUAUCAUCCAUAAAUAUUCCUAGCAUYGAUAUCUAUUCCUUAUAGUGAUGUGUUGUGUAUAUAAGUCGUAAAUUAUUGAGGACUUGUAAAAAGGUGUGUGACCAUAAUUGGUUGGUCUGUUCACUGAAAAAUUGCUAUGUUCAUAAGAGAUUUUUCGUCGCAAAAGAGAGUGUAUUGUAUGCGCACAUCUGUCAUGAUUGAACCUCGUCUCUUACUCUACUCGUCAGUCCUUGAUGUCGAAGAGUCAUGGAUGUAGCUCAAAGUAUUCUUCUCAAGAGUGACAUUAAUAAACAGAUUGAUAAAAAUA